CCCAAACCCAUCCAAACGCACAAAAUUUCCGUUUCUCCUCCGACGUACCACCAUGGAUCAUUCCAAGAUGGAGCGCCGGAAGACUAUGACCAUGAACUGGGCCGCCCUCCGCGACGAUGACGACGAGUUCUUUGAGACCUGCGACCGGAUGUCCUCUGUCGUACCCAUGGAUCUCGCUAACUCCGACUCCGAUGACGACGACGACUUCUUCGACGCUGCUCGCAUGUCUUUUGCCGCCACCGUUUCGACCAUGAUGGAUCACCAAGAAGUUACCCCCAUCAUGUCGACUGCACAGCAUCACCAAGAAUUAAUGCCGUUUGCGGUCGCUUCGACUUCGCCAAUGUCGCCGGAUUACGAUAUCUGGAUGGCGGCUCCCGGGUCGAUUAAUGAGCGUCGGAAGCGUCUUCUCCAAGGGAUGGGAUUAUCUGAAGAUAAGCAGCAGAUUCUUAGCAUGAAACGCACCAUUUCGACACAAGUCCCCGCCAGUCAGGUGCCACAGUCGGAGGCCAACGCCCCUCCUCCGGACGUUAGGACUAAGAGUACGGAUGAGCAAACUGAAGAUAACUUAAAACUGGAGCUUUCUCAGUCGCCGGUUACUUUCUUGCUUGUCCGAUCAAGGUCGGAAGGAGACAUUGAGUCUUUCUCCGUUGAGAAGCAAAGAAAAGGGGAAAUGCUAGGUUCGAAUAUAUCAAAACAGCGCCUCGCUAGAACCUCAUCGUUAAUAGCAGCGCCGAGGGUGAAGAAAUGCCUCUACCAAGAUUCCGUCCGAGCGUCUCCGAAAGAUGGUAGGAGAGACCGUCCCACAGGUCACAAGAAUGCUUUGUCAACCGUAAUCUCGAACACGAAAUUCGGUGCCUUUUUCUUAAUAAAAAAUUUGGAUACCGGCAAAGAGUUCAUAGUGAAUGAGUAUGAUCAAGAUGGAAUGUGGAAUAAGGUCAGUGAUCUCCAAACAGGAAAGCAGCUGACGUUGGAGGAAUUCGAGAAAUGCGUGGGGCAUUCUCCGGUUGUAAAGGAGUUAAUGCGUCGGGAAAAUGUAGGCAGCGACGGUCGGAAGUUGCCGAUGAAUUCAUACAUAUCUAAGAGCUUGAAAAUGAGCAAGAAAAGGGGGGUAGCCAUGUUAAAGAGUAUAAAGGGCGUGGCUAAUUCUAUGACCUUAAGGGGGGAGAAAGAAAAGGAAAUGGCAAUGUUGACGGAUUCAAAAGCUGUAAAGAAUGGGAGUAAUGAAUGGAUGAAAGUUAGGACUACCGGGAAGUCAUUCAAGGAAUUGAGUGCUUUGCAUUUGUGUCAAGAAAUUCAGGCCCAUGAGGGUUCAAUUUGGACUAUGAAGUUCAGUUCCGAUGCCCGGUUCCUUGCUAGUGCAGGCGAGGAUAAGGUGAUUCAUGUGUGGGAAGUGCAGGAAUGUGAGGUUAUGUCGAUAAAUGAAGGUAGUUUGACACCACUUCAUCCAUCCCUCUGCAACUCCGUGGAGAAAGAUGGCGCUCAACAGGACAAGAAGAAGAAAGGAAAGGGAUCAGCUAACAAAAAGGGCAACCAAAUUCCUGAUUAUGUCCAUGUACCUGAAACUGUGUUUUCUCUUUCGGAGCAACCAGUCUGCUCUUUAAAGGGUCAUCAGGAUGAUGUUCUGGAUUUGUCCUGGUCACAGUCUCAGCAUUUGCUUUCAUCUUCAAUGGACAAAACUGUUAGGUUAUGGGACCUGGAAACUAAGAGCUGUAUAAAGAUGUUUGCCCACAAUGAUUAUGUAACCUGUAUACAUUUCAAUCCAAUGGAUGAUGACUAUUUCAUAAGCGGGUCGCUUGAUGCAAAAGUUAGAAUUUGGAGCAUACCAGAGCGGCAUGUUGUAGAUUGGACAGAUCUUCAUGAAAUGGUCACUGCUGCUUGCUACAGCCCUGAUGGCCAGGGUGCCUUAAUCGGAUCACAUAAAGGUCUUUGUCGCAUGUAUAGCACAGAGGAAUCCAAAUUGAAUCAAUUAUAUCAGGUUGAUGUUCAGAACAAAAAGAAAGCUACUAAAAAGAUCACUGGUUUCCAGUUUUCUCCAGGUAAUCCAUCUGAAGUACUUGUCACGGCAGCUGAUUCCAGGAUUCAUGUAUUGGAUGGUUCAGAAGUCGUUCAUAAAUUCAAAGGUUUUCGAAAUACCAACAGUCAAAUUGCAGCUUCAUAUAGUGUGGAUGGAAAGUAUGUUAUAUGUGCAAGUGAGGAUUCUAAUGUAUAUGUUUGGAGGCGUGAAGAGCGUAGGAAUACAGGCACCGGGAAAAAGAGUUUGAUUACAACAGCAGCAUAUGAACAAUUCCCAUGUAAAGAUGUAUCAGUAGCAAUCCCAUGGCCUGGUGUGGUAAAGGGUGAACCCCCAUCCUUGUCGUCAGCACCAUCAAGAAGGCACUCAAGAUGGAUAUCCCACACACCUUCUGGUUCCGCGUCACCAACCAAGGAAGACAGUCCUGUAGUACCAAACACCAAGAAAGGAUUGCCCCCUCUCCCCAAGAAAAACAACAACGCAGAGCAAACUGAGACCGCUAUGGAAGAAGAAGAGCUUGCUCAAAUUUCUCAUUCUGAACCAGGCGUCGGCGAGUCAUUCAGUUCAGACCCUUCCUCCAUAAAGUCAGAUGAUUCACCUUCUAUAAAUUUAGCUAACAACCUAAGCCCUUCCUCAUCAAUAAAGCAACCAGAUGAUACACAAUUUAUGAACUCUUCCCCAUCAAUAAAGAAAUCCAGCGAUUCACCUUCUUUAAAUUCUGCUAGCAACCUAAGCCCUUCCCCAUCAAUAAGGCAAGAAGACUCAUCAUCUUUGUCAGCUCCUUCCAUUGACAAUUCACCCUCCAUAAAACGAGGAGAUUCACCGUCUAUAUCCUCUGUUGCUACUUCUGGUUCUGGGACUUCUAGUACCUCUUGGUCUUGGUUUGAUAUUGGCGGCCAUGGAAACCAAAACAUCCUACCAACAGCUUGGGGCCUGGUGAUUGUAACAGCCACCUUGGGAGGCGAAAUCAGGAUAUACCAAAAUUUUGGGUUGCCCCGAAGAAUAGGCCGUCAAGGAAACCUUUUCUGAAAGUUUUCACAAUUUUGUUGUCUCAAACAAGACCAUCUGUCCUAACGUAUAAAUUAUGUACUGGACGAUUUAGAUGUUACAUGAGUAGGAUUUGAACCCCACAUGCAGGAAAAUUAUUCUGCAAAGGGUGGUGAUUUUGUUUUUCUGUAAAUGCAAAAGUUGUUUAUUGAGACGCUUUUGUAGAUCAAUAUAGCUACUUGUACAUG
This is a messenger RNA of Rubroshorea leprosula, 3246 nucleotides long. The record is from the annotation of a GenBank genome assembly. NCBI's taxonomy places the organism in Eukaryota, Viridiplantae, Streptophyta, Magnoliopsida, Malvales, Dipterocarpaceae.